GUAGACGCGUGGACGCGGCUGCUCUGCGUGUGUGCGUGCGUGUGUGUGUGUGUGUGUGUGUGUGUACUCCCACAUGCUUAGUGCUAUCUGGAUCUGGGCAGUAGCAGCAGUACCUCCCCUCUUUCUUUUCCCGCCCCCCCUUUCUCCUCCCCCCCCCCCUCCGUUGCUUUUGUCUUGAGGGUGUUGUGGGUUUGUGUGGUUGGGUGUUUUUUUUUUUUUUAAUUAUUUUUUUUUUGGAUUUCAGACUAAUUUUCUGGAGUUUCUGCCCCUGCUCUGCGUCAGCCCCCACGUCACUUAGCCAGCAGUAGCAGUGGCGGCAGCGGCGGGGGCUCCUGGAAUUGGGCUGGAGCGGGAGCUGGGGCUGCUUCAUCCUCGGCUGUGCGAGGAGGAGGACAGAGCCUCCCGCCGGGAGCACUGAGUCGGGCGAGAGGCGCCGCCGCCGCUGCCGCCGGACUCCGUCUGUCUGGCCUCAAGGUGCUGCGGCUGCAUCUUCCGCUUCACAUCUUCCUUCUGCUCAGAACUCAGCUCCGCUGUCUUCAUCCCGGAUUUGGCACAGGCGUGAGCCCCCAGGAAGGGCAACUGAAUCCCCACCCACAGAAGGCGCGUGGAUAUGCUACAGCGGCAGCAGCUUCAGUAGUGCCCCCUGUGAAGAGGCUCAAGAUGCCCCAGCUGCUCUCGCCGCUUUGAGCAGUGCACACCGGGAUCCCAGAGACGCACAGCGUGCCUGGAGUAGAAUUAAGAACUACCCGGUGGGAACAGGACGGUCGGGGGCAGCAGGAGGCUCUUGAAGAGGGGGGCGGGGGGCGGGGUGGGAGGGUGUUGGGGAGGGUUGACAACCUUUGAAUUCUGGCUGGCUUCAGUGGUUAGGGAUGUUGUCCUGGAAGAAGUGUCAUGGACCGGGCAUGGCGCGCCUCUUGGGCUUCUGCUGGUUGGUUCUGGUCUUCUGGAGGGGCUCCCAGGCUUGCCCCACAUCCUGCUCAUGCAGUACCACUCGGAUCUGGUGCAGCAAUCCUUCUCCCGGUAUCAUGGCCUUUCCUAGGCUGGAAUCAAACAGCCCUGAUCCAGAGAACAUUACCGAAAUUUAUAUUGCAAAACAGCCGAAGUUAGAAUCCAUCACUGAAGAUGACCUGGAAGGCUAUGUGGGACUGAAGAAUCUAACGGUGGUGGAAUCGGGACUAAGAAUGGUGGCUCAUCAGGCCUUUCUGAAAAACCCCAAUCUGCAGUACAUCAAUUUCACCAAGAACAAAUUGACAAGUUUGUCUAGGAAGCAUUUCCGUCAUCUCUUCUUAUCUGAGCUUACCUUAGUGGGCAAUCCAUUGAAGUGCUCUUGUGACAUCCUCUGGGUCAAGACAUUCCAAGAGAUUAAAUCCAGUUCAGAGACUCAGGAUUUAUACUGCACAAAUGAGAACAACCAGAAGAUUGCUCUGAGAGACCUGAAGAUACCCAACUGUGUUGUGCCAUCAGCAAAUCUGAUCACGCCCAAUCUCACAGUUGAGGAAGGGAAGUCCAUCACAUUGUUUUGUAACACAUCAGGACAUCCAGCUCCUGAUGUAUCCUGGGAUGUCGGUAAUCUGGUUUCCAAACAUAUGAAUGAAACAAACAAGGCAUCGGCCUCCUUAAAGAUAACUAACAUUUCAUCUGAUGACAGUGGAAAGCAAAUCUCUUGUGUGGCAGAAAACAUUGUAGGAGAAGCUCAAGAUACUGUCAACCUCACGGUGCAUUUUGCACCAACUAUCACAUUUCUCGAAUCUCCAACCUCAGACCACCACUGGUGCAUUCCAUUCACUGUGAAAGGAAACCCCAAACCAACGCUGCAGUGGUUCUAUCAAGGGGCUAUUCUGAAUGAGUCUAAGUACAUCUGUACUAAAAUACAUGUUACCAAUCACACCGAAUACCAUGGCUGCCUUCAGCUGGAUAAUCCUACUCACAUGAACAAUGGUGUCUACACCUUAAUGGCCAAGAAUGAGUAUGGCAAAGAUGAUAAGUGGGUCCAGGCUCACUUCAUGGGUCGUCCUGGAAUUGAUGACGGUACAGACUCAAAUUACGAUAUUGAACUUUAUGGUAGCUAUGAUUAUGAGACCACAUCUAAUGAUAUUGGAGAUACUACAAAUAGAAGUAAUCAAAUCACUUCAACGGAUGUUUCCAACAGAGAGAAUGAAGAUAGCAUCACGGUGUAUGUCGUAGUGGGAAUUGCGGCUUUGGUGUGCACUGGUCUGGUGAUAAUGCUGAUUAUUCUUAAGUUUGGAAGACACUCCAAGUUUGGCAUGAAAGGCCCUUCUUCAGUUAUCAGCAAUGAUGAUGACUCCGCCAGUCCACUCCAUCACAUCUCCAAUGGAAGUAACACUCCAUCUUCUUCAGAAGGAGGCCCUGAUGCUGUCAUAAUUGGAAUGACCAAGAUUCCUGUCAUUGAAAAUCCCCAGUACUUUGGAAUCACAAACAGUCAACUCAAGCCAGACACAUGGCCCAGAGGUUCCCCCAAGACCGCCUGAUAAUAAUUUGGUAUUUGGAAGCUCCUGUAUCACUGCAGGAAUUAAAGGAGCCUAAAUCCAGGCCUGAUGGAGGAGAAGAGUUCUAUGGUUUAUCUACAAAUUCUGGCCAGACAACACCUUGACGUCACUCCUUAGCUUCUCUAACAUAGCCAAGAAAAGAAGUUACCUUCCAAAGACAAUACAGUAUGCUCUAUUGACCAUCCCCAACCAAGUAGUAUGCCACUUUAACUGUAGACCAAUCUCCUCGAUCAAUCAGGAUUUCAAGAUGGUGGUGAUGAUAUUAGCGACAUCAAGUAUGGAGCUUGUCUUCUGUAGUUAAUCCAACUAGUCUGUUUAGGCCUAGCAGCUUCAUCUGACAGCAUGAGUUGGUUUCCCAAUAGGAUCUGACAAUUUGGGGUCAGCAAGUGGCCCUAUUGCCACUUUCUCCUUGACUUCUGAGAAGGUCUUUUGCUCACAGGGCACAAUGGAAACAGCUCUUCUGGGCUGAAAAGACUUAAAGCUUGUGUUCCCUUGAAAGAUGGAGAUUUGUUAUGCCUUCCCUUUUAGAAGGUGAACCCCUCAGACUCACUGUGCUCCCUCUGAAAUUGCGGUUUUCCCCCUCCUUUGUCAGUGGUAACUCUAGUGCAGUCAUGCAAAUUAGUCUGGAUUAUCUGUCUUUGCUGUAUGUAUCUGUAUGAAUCUAUCCUCAUAGAGUGUGGUGAACACAUACCUAGGGGUCAGUAGUAUAUUAUAGCGGAAAAACACUCAAGCAUUCGGGAUUUUGUCCAUUUCAAUUCUAUUUUCAGUUAUGUGAAUAUUAUUCAAUGCAUUCAUCCUGAGCCACAUUUCAUCAAAUCCUAUAUUUCAUAUAUGAAAUAUACGUAUUCUACAGAGGUAGCUUUCUCAUUCUACAUUCUGCAAAGCAAUGUAGACUCAUAGGACAAGAUCCAAAGGAGGUUAUAUGAAGACUAAGAGAAUAACAAAGGCUGCUGGAAAGUAAGAAUCUAAAAAAAAGGGAAUUUAACACCUAGGAAACCAAUCCAGCCCUCUUCAGUUGCCACAAUUAGCCACUGUGACAGUGAAAGUGACAGGAAGGGAGACAGCACUUGGGUCAGCAUGUAGGUUUUUUAAGCUUAUUCGUAAAGUUGCUCCAGAACAGGGCUUUUAACGUGUAUGUGUGUCAAGGACCCCUCUGGCAACCCGAAGAAGUCUAUUCUUCUACAAAUAGUGUUUUUAAAUGCAUAAAAUAUAAUAUGUAGGAUUACAAAUGAAAUGAAUUAUAUUGAAAUACAAUUAUAAAAAUAUUUUUAAAAAAGAUUAUGGAACUUUGGUUAAGCACCUCUAUUCUAGAGCAACCAGAAGAUAUAUUUUUAAAAGUAUUUUGAGUACAUGUAAUUAAAAUUUCCCUCCAUGUUACAGAGUGAAGGCAGGACUCUCAAGGGUAUUGAGCAGGCAGUAUUUGAGGGAUCUGGACCCAUGAGCACUCACUACUCUGUCCACUGUAUCACACUGUGCUAGAAGCAAUAGUGAGACACUGAAGCUUCUUGAGUAGGGAAGCUAUUGGAUCAAAAUCAGUUCCCAGAGUUGAAAGAAACCUCAAAAGCCACCUAGGUUGACCCACACCAGAACAUAAAUUCCCUCUGCCACAUAAUGUCACACUCAAUGGCAAGGUUUCCUUGUUAUGACAUUGUAGAACACAUUUCCAAGAGCAUUGUGGGAAAUUGUCAGAACACAUUUAAAAUUGUAUUUGAAUUUCUUGGAGUGGAAGCAGCUAAAUUAAUGCUAUAUUUUUAUUUUACAAUUUUUGUUUUUAUUUUAGAAAUGCUACUGAAAUAGUUUAUUUCCAAAUCAAAUAUGAAGCUAUUUAGAUCAACAAGCAUUUAUUAGAUCCUUAUAGUGCCAAACACAUAGUAAAUGUUUAAUAAAUGUUUGGUAACUGUGUGCAAGGCACCAAACUGGGAGCUGAAGAGAUAAAAACUAUUUUUUAAAAAAAAAAGCAGUUCUUGUCUUCAAGAAACUUACAUUUUCAUUGUAGAGUACCACAUUUACACAGAUAUGCACAGAUAACUUGAUGAGUCCAACAAUUAGGGAGAUCAGAGAAGUCUCCCUACUGGAGAUGUCACCUAAUUUGAGCUAUGAAGAAAGUUAAGGAUUCCAGGAGGCAGAGGUAAGGAGUGAGGUCACUCCAGGCAGUUCUGUGAGAAGCAUAAUGUUGGGAGGUCAGAAAAUAGCAAGUAAGCCAUUUUGGCUGGGGAAUGGAGUACAUAAAGAAAAAAUAUCAUGAGAAAAUUCUAGAAAGGUAGAUUGGAGCCAAAUUGUAAAGGAAUGGAAAUGAAUACCAAGUAAAGAAGGCAGUACUUUAUCUUAUAGACAAUAGUAAUCCACUAAAAUUCCACAAAGAAAUAUUUGUUUCUUGCCAUUUAGACACUAUCAACAUAUCCACACCUUAGUCAAAGAAUUGUUAGGGCAUAUAGAACUAAUGUAAAGGGAAAACCCCAAUUCAGAUCCUGAAUCUAACACCUACAAUGGGGAAACGAUUCUGGAAUGGUGGUAGGAAGACUUUCAUAUCAGAAUCUACAAGGCACUGAUAACUUGAAGGCAUCAUCUAACCAAGAGAGGAAUUAUGAAGCAAACACACAUCAUAUAUUUCAAUUCAAAUUUUCCAAACCAUCAAUAGAAUCUUAAAAGAAUCCUAAUGGGCUUGAUAUCUUAAUGCCUUUGUUCUGGGUAUUUCCCAGGGUUGAGGCCAAUUCUGGAAAAGAGUUUACCAAAAGGAUUCAUGUAAUUUAAUAGGACCUACAUUUUUAUUUCCAGUUGAUUACCCUUGCGUGUACUAGCAGAUUGGUGAAUAGGAUAGUCCCAGCAAACUCUGAUACUAGAGAACCACUUUAAACUGUUAAGGAUCUUCUCAGAUGCUUGGAAAUUUGAGCACUCCCUUGGGUUGUUUGAAAAAAGUGAUGAGUAAAGAUUGUGAAAUGUCUGGGUUUUUUCUUAGAUGCAACAUACACUCUGAGUUCUUUAUAAGAAGGCAUAGCUUUUGCUCUUAUAAGGAUCUUUUUCUACCUUUGAAAAUUUGACUAGGCUCUGGGAUUCUGUUAUGAUCAUUCUUUUUCUCUUUCAUGGGAUCAUAGUAUUUAGAGUUGAAGAAUAGAGAGGUGAGGUUACUUGUCCAAGGUCACGCAGGAAUUAAUCAUUAGAACCAGGAUUCAAAUCCAGGUCUUUUGACUUCAUGACAGGGUCUUGAGAAUAUGAUACAUGCAGUUGUGUUGAAGGAACUGGGGAUGUUUUGUUUAGAGGAGAGGAGGCACAGGGUGGCAGAGGGAAGGUUAUCUUAUGGGGAAAAAAGGAUUCGACUUGCUCUAUCUAAUUGCAAAGAACAGAACCAAGGGCACCAGGUAAAACUUACAAAAAACAGAGUUAGGUGUGAUAAAAUAUCUCACAUUGAAUGCUUUCCAAAGUAUAAUAGAUUACCUUGAGAGAUAACAAAUUCCUUGUUAACUGGUAGUCAUGAGAGAAAGUCUGAUGGAUGACCAUUUAUUUGUUAGGUGUUUUGCCUACCAAAUUCUUUUGAGAGAAUGAAUGGGUUACCCCAGAUGGCUGCAGAGCUUCCUUCCCACUCUGAACCUUUGUGAUUCUGAUUCUGGCUCCAAAUCCAGUGUGAUUUUUUAUUUCAUUGUUGUUUAUUGUUCUUUCUCCAGAGGCUAUCUAUCUUGAUGGACAAGUAAGCAUGUUGUUUUCUGUGUAUUUGUUUUGAGUAAAUUGGAAAUACAGGUCUACUUUCUUGUCAUUAAAUCUUAAAGAUUCUUGGACCCAGAGAAGAAAGGGAACUCAGGUAGAUUGAAUGGAAAGGAGUCAGCAGGCCUAUAGAGUAAUACAGGAUAGGACUGUAGCCUAACCCUACUAUUCCUUUGGUUCCGUUUUUCAUCAGAUACCUUGGUGGGAGAACUCAGAUUAUAAUUCUGGUGGAAGUGACUCUUGGGCUUCUCAGUGCUUUAGCAUAGAGGACAAUACUAGGAAAGAUUGUCAAGGGGAUACAGACAAUAUUAGUUAAUGUUGGCAAGGCAUAAGAAAAUUUCAUAGAACAAAUAGAAUUUAGGAAAGCCUAAUGAUUUUAGAAAACUGUUCACAAGGUCAAACUGGGCCUUGCUUAAUCAUUUUGAAUAGUUUUUAAUCUCCUAUGACAUGCAGUCCACCCAUUUGGGACUGACAGUGUUCUUGUGUGGCAGGUGCCUUCAUAUAUUUUUGCAUGGGUUGAUGUUGGCCAUAACCAGAUGACUCUACUUCAAUUUAUUAUAGUCAAAAAUGCUCAAGAAAUAUGAUUUACAUGCUAUUGUAAGAUUCAUAUCUUUUGCUGCUAUGUGGCAACAUAGCAUCAGUGCUAGUAUUUUGUUUAUUAACCUUCUUAAAACUGACAGAUUAGAAAAAAUGAUUCCAAAAUAAAUGCAUUCUUGGAAUUUGUAAGAUAUCAGAUUAUUGUGGCAUUGCACUGGAAUGGAGAAGUUCUAAAAAGAAACAGUCUCAUAGACCACAAGGUCUAGUUUCGAGAUUGCUAUCAUUUACACUGAUAUAGUUACAUUACAUUAAGAACCAUUUAAAGGAAAUAGAUGCUACAUUAUUACUUUUCUUAUUGCUCUUACCAAACAUGCUUACAUAAUAAUUUUUGACAUCCUGGAUUCUCUGUAGAAUAGUCCAUAUAAUAACUCACAUUUAUUAUAAUAGGUCACAUUUUUAGGCUAUGAUUAAAAAAUCCCUUUUCACAUAAUGAUCCUUUGAGAUAGAUAAUAUAUGUAGUAAUAUUCCCUUUUUAAUUUUUUUGUAAUUUGAAAUUUUUUAUUUAAUUAAUGAAUUGAGAAUAUUUUUCCAUGGUUAUAUGAUUCAUGUUCUUUCCCUCACCUCUUCCUACCACCCUCCCUAGCCAAUGAGCAAUCCCACUGCAUUUUACAUGUGGCAUUUAUUGAUGAAAAAUAAUAGUUCAUAAAAGGGGAAAUAAUCUUAGAAUCAUAGAAUGGUAGAAUUGGAGGAGACCUCAGAGAUCAUCUAUUCUAACCUCCCCAAUUUUGUAAAUGAGGAAAUUGAUGUCUGAAGAGAUGAUGUAAUUUACCCAAGGCCACACAUCAAGUAAAUGUUAGGAUUUCAACACAAGUCCAGUGUUCUUUCCAUUCUAUUAUGCUGCUGUCAUAUUUGGAUAUUCAAGGCCACACACUAACCUUCUAAUGUUCUAAAAAAAAACAGUUGGCAUAGAGUUGGCUGGCUAAAGCCCUAUAAUAUCAGAUCUGAUUAAAAUAUCUAUAUACCCACAUACAGAACCAAUUUGUUCAAGGGAAUAGCACAGCAUUUCAUUAUGAAGGGCAGUCCUUUUGGACCACAUGAUUUUUUAUUCAAAGAUGCUACUGAUUGUAUUAUGUUUCAGAAGAUUUAGGACUGGAGGGUACAUUAGAGAUUAUUUAAUCCAACCUUCUUAUUUCAUAAAAGAGAAAAUUGAGGUAUAGGGGGAUUUAAAUGAAGAUUUGUCUAGGUAAAUCAGUAGCAGGACUUUGAACCCAGGUCUUCUGAUGUAAAUCAAGAACCUUUCUAUUAUACCUGGGGUUCUUGAACAUUUUUUGUCAUUACCCCUUUGGCAAUGUGGUGAAGCUCAUGGAAUUCUCUUAAAAUAAUACAUUUAAAUUAAUAAAACAAAAUAUACAAGGUUGUAAAGGAAAACCAUUAUAAAGAAAUAAA
Messenger RNA from Monodelphis domestica (gray short-tailed opossum), 8186 nucleotides. The record is from RefSeq and is a predicted model, not a curated record. NCBI's taxonomy places the organism in Eukaryota, Metazoa, Chordata, Mammalia, Didelphimorphia, Didelphidae.